Messenger RNA from Orbilia oligospora ATCC 24927, 471 nucleotides. RefSeq lists its product as uncharacterized. Lineage: Eukaryota; Fungi; Ascomycota; Orbiliomycetes; Orbiliales; Orbiliaceae. The record is from RefSeq and is a predicted model, not a curated record. Bases 1 to 471 code for a protein of 156 amino acids. The transcript is spliced from 3 exons. Gene Ontology annotation, molecular function: serine-type endopeptidase inhibitor activity.
AUGUCUCUAGAGAGUGGGAUUUAUACUAUCAAGUGUAAACUUAAUGACAACCUAGUCGGUCGACAUCUAGUUGAGGAUCGAAGUGGGAACCCAAAACCCGUUUAUGCCCUCGGAGCGGGCAAUGAGCCUCCGCAAUGGGUUGUUGAGAAAUGCGAAGAGGGCUAUAUACUCUCGAAUAAUGGAGGACGCGCCGCUUCCAUCGAUGAUAAACUUUUCGCAAUCUUGAUGGAGGAAGAAUUCGACAGCGCUGAGAAUUGGGUCAUUGAAGCACAACCCCAUCAGGGUGAGAAUCUAUACACUGUGAAGACAAAGAGUCAGUCUAAAGCUUGGUCUCAAACUACGGAAGUCGGCAGCGAGCCCGAUACGUUUAUUAUCGCCGUGGACUACUUCACAGUCAGGGAAAGCCUUCCUGUCCAAUAUCUCCCGCAAAAUCUUUUCGAAUUUGUACCGAUCAGCGAUAUGCAAGAUUGA